Messenger RNA from Capsella rubella, 1969 nucleotides. RefSeq names its product pentatricopeptide repeat-containing protein At3g53170. Gene Ontology annotation, molecular function: protein binding. Bases 171 to 1658 code for a protein of 495 amino acids. The record is from RefSeq and is a predicted model, not a curated record. NCBI's taxonomy places the organism in Eukaryota, Viridiplantae, Streptophyta, Magnoliopsida, Brassicales, Brassicaceae. The transcript has 4 exons.
CAUACCAUUCUAUAUAUCAGACAAACCGAUUAAUUUUGAAAACCGAACCCGCCCAAUCGAGCUAAACCGAAAUAGAUGAAGCCGAACAACUGUGUCGUCUUCUAGCUCCUCCUCCUACACACCGAAGUUGCAUCGUCGUCUUCCCCUUAUCUUUCUCGCAUUUCUCUUCGAUGGAAUUGAUACAGAAUCCUAUUCAAGGGAUUAAUUCCGCAUACGCCAUUGAAAAUAUAAAACUCUGCUUUUCUCGGCAACAUAUACCCUCCACGGUUUGUUCUCGGCGUGUAGCCUCUGUUUCAACAACGCCCACAACAUGUUCGACAAAAAUCCCCAAUGACGGUACUGGGAAAAUGGGAUCCGGUCUGAUCUCAACAAGACACCGAGUAGAUCCUAAGAAAGAGUUGUCUCGGAUUCUGAGAGCAGAGUCAGCUGUCAAAGGCAUCGAGAGGAAAGCCAAUUCUGAAAAGUACUUAACUUUAUGGCCAAAAGCUGUUCUUGAAGCACUUGAUGAAGCUAUCAAAGAGAAUCGAUGGCAGUCUGCAUUGAAGAUUUUCAAUCUUCUUAGGAAGCAGCAUUGGUAUGAACCAAGAUGCAAAACAUACACAAAGCUGUUUAAAGUGCUUGGGAAUUGCAAGCAGCCUGAUCAAGCUAGCUUGCUUUUUGAAGUAAUGUUGUCUGAAGGAUUAAAACCCACCAUUGAUGUGUAUACAUCUCUUAUAGCUGUUUAUGGCAAAAGUGGACUUCUAGACAAGGCGUUUUCCACGCUUGAAUAUAUGAAAUCGGCUAGUGACUGUAAGCCAGAUGUGUUCACCUUUACUGUUCUCAUCAGUUGUUGCUGCAAACUUGGUCGGUUUGAUCUGGUUAAAAGUAUCGUUCUUGAGAUGUCGUAUCUUGGAGUUGGAUGCAGCACGGUUACUUACAAUACUAUUAUUGAUGGGUAUGGAAAGGCUGGUAUGUUUGAGGAAAUGGAAAAUGUUCUGGCUGAUAUGAUCGAGGAUGGAGAUUCUCUUCCGGAUGUUUUCACACUUAACUCGAUCAUUGGGUCAUAUGGGAAUGGUGGUGACACGAAGAAGAUGGAGAGCUGGUAUAAUCGGUUCCAGCUCAUGGGAGUGCAGCCAGACAUCACUACGUUUAACAUACUGAUCCUGUCAUUUGGAAAAGCUGGAAUGUAUAAGAAGAUGUGCUCGGUUAUGGAAUUCAUGGAGAAAAGGUUCUUCUCCCUGACCACUGUCACUUACAAUAUAGUGAUCGAGACGUUUGGAAAAGCUGGAAGAAUCGAGAAAAUGGAUGAUAUAUUCAGGAAAAUGAAGUAUCAAGGAGUGAAACCAAACUCGAUCACUUAUUGUUCGCUUGUUAACGCGUAUAGCAAAGUUGGUCUUCUCGUGAAGAUAGAUUCGAUUUUGAGGCAAAUUGUGAAUUCAGAUGUGAUACUGGAUACUCCAUUCUUCAAUUGUAUAAUCAAUUCAUACGGUCAGGCUGGUGAUUUGGCUACAAUGAAAGAAUUAUACAUACAAAUGGAAGAGAGAAAAUGUAAGCCUGAUAAAGUCACUUUUGCUACUAUGAUCAAAACCUACACUGCUCAUGGAAUAUUCGAUGCAGUCCAUGAACUCGAGAAACAAAUGAUUUCCACUGAUAUAGGCAAGAAGAGGCUUAUGGAGUGAGGCUUUGGGUUGUGAAUUGAGCAAUCUAAUGCAGAAGAAUUUUGGAAGUUGGGAAAUGUUCACACUAAGUGGAUCACUUGAGGUGAUUGGGGGGAUACCAAGGUUCCAAGAGCGGCAUGGUCAUUACUGAUGAGAAUUUGGCCAGUUCCGAAAUCUACCAAAUCAAAACGUAAUGAUUCGGGUAACUGUAAGUAUUAGAAGCCAUCAUUUGUAGCUGUGUCACUAAAUGAACAAAACAAAGAAAUCAACAGAUACAUCUACGACUGAUAUCAUGUCAAAUAAAGUUAUAUACCAAAUUCUCAAAAAUAUUC